GCAACUUUGACGCACGUGCUUACCGUGAAGUGAAUAUAUCCUAACCUAGACAUCCGGCGAAAAAGCCACGAGCUUACACGCAGGUAUUUUGAAGCCCUGAAGCCCAGGUCAACGUCGACGCUGCCCUUCGAGGAAAUUUAGAUAAAUUAACCAAAAUUCAGGAUGCGCCGUUCAUCUUCCAAGGUACAGAAGGGCAAGAAGUCAGCUCAUGAUGAUACUGACGAAGCGGUGGUCAUGGAUGACUCCGUGAAAGCUGACAAUGGAGGUGAAGUUGAAACGUUGAGUUCCGCUAAGAAGCGUACUUCACGAGGAAACGCUAAGGACAACGAGGACAAGAACGGCAGCGAGAAACAAGGUAACAGAAAAUCGCUCAACAAAAGGAAGAGUGAUAGCAACGGUUCCGAGUUGGAGGUUGAAAAGCCUGCGGAGAAGAAAAAGAAGGGUAAAUCAGAGGUUGGAAACGACGAGAGUCAUGACGAUGAAAGCGAGAAAGUCAAAGGCAACGGAAAAUCGCCAUCCAAGAGUAAGAAAAAGGGCAACGCUUCCAAAAAAGAAGAAGAUGAGAGUGAUGACGGUGAGGAGUACGAGGUGGAAAAAAUUGUGGAUCAGCGUACAAUCAAAGGUAUGCGCCAGUUCCUCAUCCGUUGGAAAGGAUACUCCGCAGAUGCAGAUACUUGGGAGCAAGAAACAAAAUUAAACUGUGAUAGGCUCAUCGAAGAAUUCCUAGCUGAACAGGAGGAAAAUGAAAAAUCUGCUGUUAAAGAAACAAAAGAAAAAGGUAAACCGGAAUCUGCAAAGAAAGCCAAAAGCAAGAAGCCUGCCAGAAGAAGCAUGAAGUAAAAAGUUUGAAAAGCAUACGAAUCGUCCAAAUUUUAUUGGUAAGUUUAUGAAAACAUUGAAAAAAAAAAAAAAAAAAAAAA
This is a messenger RNA of Copidosoma floridanum, 920 nucleotides long. RefSeq lists its product as uncharacterized. NCBI's taxonomy places the organism in Eukaryota, Metazoa, Arthropoda, Insecta, Hymenoptera, Encyrtidae. The record is from RefSeq and is a predicted model, not a curated record.